Molecule: messenger RNA, 17689 nt
Organism: Cinara cedri
Lineage: Eukaryota; Metazoa; Arthropoda; Insecta; Hemiptera; Aphididae
Source: the annotation of a GenBank genome assembly
AUCAAAACAACCGGAUCCGUACGUAACAGUUCGUGUCGGGCCCACUCGCGACUCGCUUGUGCGCACAUCGCCGCACGGAAUGUGAUACCGUCACCGGCGAAAACAAUAAAUUAAAAUAAUAUCAUUUAGACACGACAGUGAGCGACUUGUAUGCCUUGUAUUGACGAUAAAAUGGAUUACGAAAGUGUACCGUUACUGGUGAACCGUUACAGGACACCGGUCGUCGACAGUUACCAGAGUCUGCAGGUGAGUAGUACCAUUGAUUGUAUGAUUGGAUUAUAAUAUUUUAUUGUUGUAUAGGAUUAUUAUGUUCACUGGUGGUAAGUACUUAGACAAUAUUAUAUUAUAUGAGACGGGCGUGUUAAUGUUCUUCUGGGCCGCAUUCCGCAUUAUACUUAAAGGACCCGAAACUGCGUAGGUACGUCAAGUGGCAUAAACAGUUGAAUGAUGAUCAAUAAUUCUGUUGUAUAGGUAUUGAAACCUAUAUACUAACUAUGAGCAGUGUUUACUGCCAGAUCCGUGGCGGUAAAUAACCGCAGGUACCUUCAAUACAUUACAGGAUUUUAAAGUCAUUUAGAUUAGGUAAUAUUUUAUUAUCCAAGAAUAAUUUGUGUUCGUUCGAAAAUACUGUCCGUUUUCAAAUAGGUUAAUGUAAUAAAUAAUAACAUGUAUCUAAUAUGAUAGAUAUUACCUACGCCAUGGGCGCCGGGUUUUUCAAUUUUCAUGAGGUGCCCAAAAUCCUAAAAUUAUAACUUGUAAUCAAAAUAAAAAAAAAAAAUCAACAGAGCAUUAGUCCUUUACUGAUUUUAUUUUUGUAUUUUGGGAGGGAGGCGAUGAGGCGUCAUCGACCAGAGGCGGUAAACUUUUUUUUUUGGAGGUCUUCAAAUAGACAGUAACUUUUUUUUACCCAUCACCAAAAAAUAUGCCCAGAAGUGUAAGUUUUCUUAAUUAUGCCUAAGGUUGGUAAAACUAUAAAUGCCUCUCUGCCAAAAUCCUAAAAAUAAUGAAGACUAAGUACUAAUUAUAUCUACUAAUAACAAAUUAUAUUUUUAAAUAAAUAGGAAAUAUCAUUAUUUUUGUCCAUACAGAAUUUAAUAAUAGUUUAAAAUAGUUUAAAAUAAAAAGUUGUAUAAUAUAAGUAUAUAUUUUUUCAUUUUUGAAUAAAUCUCAAACGAAUUUUGUCUCACUUUGGUCGUAUUAAUAAAUUUGUCAAUGUUUAUUUUAGGCUCUGAGUGGAGCGAAGAAGCUUAUGGUUUUACAAAGAUGGUUUUUUUUUUUUUUAUCUGUUUCCAACUUUUCCACCAAAAGACUUGCUCAGAGUAGCACCUUUCUGAGAAAAAAUCGAUGUGGGGAGGUACUUUAGGAAGAUUAUUUUUUGAUUUUCUCAGGAGUUUUCCCAAUAAAUAGUAAAUACCGAGAAAAAACGGGGUAAAAUCGGUACAAUAAUUAAACAAAUAUUAUUAAAGAAAAUAUACAAUACCUAUUUAAUUAUUUUACCAUAAUAUGACAUUUAUAUUGUUGACAAAGCAUCAACUGAACUGUGCUCAGAAUUGUUUUUUCGUUAACAAUGGUUAAUCGUUGCUUACAGAUAUACAUUAAAUUACCUAUAAUAGUGGCUGCACUUGUCUCCAUUAUCCUAGGACGUCUUUUUCUUUUUCUUUUAUGUGCAUGUAAUAUCACUAUAUUGUUAAGUCCUAUUUGUGUUAUUGUGACCUUUUUAAACGCCGAAGAGCAGAAAAAGAACGCUCAGCUGUAUACGAUGAAACUGGUAUGGUUAAAAUAAUUUUUGAAAACUUAUAUUUGCCUUUUCUAGAUAUGGUAACAUUUUUUAACCAUUUGAACCACUUAAGAGCUUUUUAUACAAAUUUUAAUUUUGUGGGUCAUUUUUAUUUAUUAGAUACUCUGUGAAUAAAAUUGUUAAACUAAACAAAAAUAUUUGACAAUUGAACAGGAGGUUAACUUUUGUGAGGGUACUAAAACUUAAUAUGCUUCCUAAAGCAUAAAAACAUCGAUUUCCCAUAUUAUAUUAUACAGAUAAGGAUAGGGUCAUGAGCAAUGUAUCUUCGUUUGACCACCUAUACCCGACCUAAUAUUAUGGAAUAUAAUAAAAUUACUGAGUGUGAAGACACAAACUUCAAAAUAGAUUAACCUCGUAUUUAUUUAUUAAAAAUAACGAUUAUACCUUAGAAUUGUAUUCAUAUUUAUGAUAUUAUAUUUUAUUAACGGCUGCUAUACAGAAACAAACGCGGUUUGGCUCACGAGCGAUUUUUUUGAAAAAAAAAUAUUUAUAUUUGAAAUGUGUGCACUCUCCGUUGAACAUUUAGGUUCUAUAGAAAAAAAAGAAUAGAUUUUCAUUCGUGUAGUGUAGUAUAAAUAGUAUAUAAUAAUAUUUAAACACAUCAUGUUCAUGACAACUUUGCAUUAUUAUGCCGGAUUAAGAAUAACUUCGAGUAAAAAUUGUAGGUAGUAUAUUAUGAAGUAUAAACUAAUAUUUACAUUAUAAGUGAUACCAAUGGGGACGCAUAAUUAUCCGAAAAGUAAUUAUUCGAAACGUGAAAAUUCUGGAAUCUGAAAGGUUUGUACCUACCACAAUAAUUCGGAAAAUAAAAAUUCUGGAAAGUAAAAAUCUGGAACUUAAUAUUUUUGAAAAUAUAAAGCCUGGAACAAUUAUAAUCUGGAAAGUAAAAAGACGUCCUAGGAUAAUGUGGACGGGUGCAGCCAUUGUUAUAGGUAAUUUAAUGUAUAUCUGUUAGCAACAAUCAACCAUUGCUUAUUGAUAAUAAUGAUAUUAAUGCUUUAUCAACAAUAUAUAUAUAGCAUAUUAUGGUAAAAUAAUUAAAUAUGCAAUAUAUAUUAUCUUUAAUAAUAUUUGUUUAGUGUACCAAUUUUCUCGUUUUUCCCGGUUUUCCCAUGUUUUUUCCCAGUUUUUCAUAUUUGCUAUGAAAAAUGAAAAAUUACCUCCCUAAAGUAUCUCCCUGGUCAAAUUUAUUUUUAUAAAUAGUGUCAUCCUUUAAAAUCGGAGCAAAAUGUCUCAUAGAAAACAGUGAAGUUGUUCACAGAAAAAAAAAAAUAAAAAAUAAACAAUAUUGUAAAACCAAAACUUUCACUCCAAUCAGAAUCUAAAAUUAAAUCUUCAAUGCAUCAAUUACAUAACAGUCUAUACCAAAAAGGUGUCUUGUCGUUUUUUGAUUGGAGCAAUGUUUUUGAUGAAAAAGUUCUUAACAGACAGACAAAUAUAAAAACAAAUUCACGACUAAAUUUGGGAACCAAUAGUUUUUGUCUAUAAUAUUACAAUUCCGAAAUUGUAUGGUUCGGGUUUUCUUUUUCCAAAUUAUAGCGGUUGCGCACUGGAUACUUUCCGAAAUAUUAAAUUCCAGAUUUUUACUUUCCGGGAUUGUACGGUCUGGGUAUUUACUUUCUGGAAAUAUACGUUCCGGGUCAUAGAGAUCCGGGUUUUACAUUCCGAAUUAUAAUGGAACGAGCUUUUGAGGGGCUAUAUUUCCCGGACCGUAAUAAAAAUAAAAAAGUUGUUAUUAGUUAAUUUUGUUUUCUGGAGCAAAUUACUUGAUAAAAACGGAUUUUUACAUUUAUUUCUUAUUUAAUACUGAAAAAUGAUAGAGAUUAGGGUGGCAAAACGAAUUUUUUUUGUUCAAUACUGACACUGGUAAAGCCGUACGGGACACUUAGUAUUUUUUAAAACAGAAACGAAUGUGUCAACAUUAUGCAUUAUUAUUUAUUAACCCGUUCUUAGUUAUUUAUAAGUGCAGCGCUCACUCGGUUGUUAUUUUACUGGUUUUAAUUUUUUUAAUUUUUUAAUUUUAUAAAUGUAUACUUUUUCUUAUCUCAUCUGGCCACCUGGGGAUUUUUCAAUAAAUAAAAUCACUAUAAAUUAAAAAUAAUAAUAUUUGUGCAUUAGUUUUUGGUUGAGAAAUAUUAUGAAUUAUAAGUUCCUCCAUAUUAUUUAACUCUACGCCGUGGAUGGAAAUAGUUUCACAACGAAUACGGUUAUAGUAUUGGUACCUAAUAUACAUUUUCUGUUAUUAUAUUUCAGGAUAAUUUUGGUACAAAACAGUCCGAACACCAAAAUAUUGUAUAUACAUGGACAAACAUUAACGUGCAUACAAAACAAAAUAAAACUAGGAGUUAUUACGAGUUUUUGACGCCUUGUUGCUCGAACAAUGCAAGAACAAAAUUCCGGAAAAAAUUAUUAUUAAAAAACGGUGAGUAUAUACAAAUAAAUGACAAUUCGUCUUUUAUUCCAGUCUAUUUCUACGUUCUAUGUGAUCCAUCUGGUUAAGGUUUUUUCCAUCCAGUGAUUUUUAUGUAACUUUAUGGGUGUUUUUGUGGGAUGAUGUUGAACUUCUGAUUACUAUAUUCUCUGAUGCUGCAAAUGAUGUACGUCAUAAUCCGUUUCAAUUGCUUAUGGUAUGGGGGCUUUCUUUUUCAUUACUUAUGGUAUGGGAAUUUUCUUUUCCUAUCAUCGGAGUAAAGUAAGUUUUCUUUCCACAUUUUUCAUUUAGGUUGCCCUAAAAUAGCUUGACGGCAUAACUUGGUAGUCAAUCAAAUGCUUCAGCUAAUUCAUUAUUUUUUAUUUAUUAUAUUUUUAUUUCAGUAUUUUUUUUCAAUAAAUUAAAACAAGUUUUAACCCUUAAAAACAGUGUACAUUUUAAAUUUGAUUUUAGGAUCUCAAAAACAUACAAAUAGAUAUGUCACAUCAUCAAUUACAUAAAUAUAAAUAAAUACCCUCUCUCAACCUCCUAAAUAAUGGUUGAAUAUUAAAACUGAUUAUACAUUUUGGUUCUGCAACCGUUCAAAUUCAUGAUUCGCCAUACUUUGGUGUAAAAUUUAAUGAUUACUAGUUUUGGCCAGCUUUUUUUUUGAUUUUAAAAUACUGUAAUAUGGUUUUAUAUUUUGGUAUACUGCAAAUAAACUUUCAAAAUUAUGUCUAUCUGUUAAGGCCUUCGCACACGCUAGAUUUUACUUGCAAUAGUUCUGAGCUUGUAGAGUUCUGUCAUGCACUUUACACGUAAUCAAAUAUCUGUCACUUUUUUUGCUGGCAAUUGUGGUACCGGAGAACUAUGGUAAUGUAUUCUGUCCUAAACUGUGAUAUUUUUACACUUGAUAAAUUUUUGUUUAUCUGUCUGGAGUAACUAGACAACAAGUAAUAGUAACUACUGAAUAAUUAUAUAAUUUUCUCUUUGUUUUAUUGAAUUAAAAUAGUCCGUGAGUUACUUUAAGUACCAUGGCUGCUCAAACCAGAGCGGCAGCGGCAAUUGUUGUUUAUUUAAUAUUAGAAGAUCGAGAACAAUUUUAAUUUUCGUGUAUCGAAAAAUUAUGAUGUGGCAAUGUAUCUGCAAUAACCUUGUGUAUUUCAAUCAUGUUCUAGAGCAGGGGUGUCCAACCUUUUGUGAAGACUGGCUACAUCAUGUAAGUAGAAGUUGUUGUGAGCCACAUUUAUUUUAAUAUCUAAUAAUACACUUUAUUUAUAAUUUUAUCUUAACGAAUAACGAGUAGAAAUAUUUUUACGAACUAUUAUAUUUUAUUUAUAAUUAGAAGAAAACAAUUUUAAAAUUACUUAUUUCUUACUUUAGUUACCUAUAUUAUUUUCCUGAUCGCUAUUAGAACCCAAUAAAGGUAAAACUUUCAUAUAAUAGUAUAUACUAUUAAUUAGUAACUUAAAGUUUAUUUAAUUUUUAUAUUUGUAGUUUUAUAUUAAUAAAAUAAAAUUUGUUCUCAUAAUAUUAUACGUAAUUAAUUGAUGAUUUUGAAAUUGAAGUGAAGGCCACAUUAAAAUCAAUUAAUUCAAAAAAAAGCCCGCAAGUCGUGGGUUGGACACCUUUGUUUUAGGGUAAUAAAUAUGGUUAGCCGACAAUCAGAUUAACAGAGAUAGCAACCAGUUAAACCAGAUAAGGUUUCGCGGCAUUUAUACUGUAGAUAAAAUAUUCUGACACUAUAAUUGGGAACACGGAAAAUGAUCUCUGCUCCAAGUCAUGCGCCAAGUUGCAGUUUUUCUAAAGUGGUUACCAUUAUCGUGCCCGUGAAUAUGACAUGUAACGGCAGCGUGAUUGUACAAUCGUUAAGAACCAAUGGCUAUAACGGUGGAUAAGAACAACGGAUCGUGAGUGCCAAGGCUCAUUUAUACUCCCGACUAUAGAGUUCACCAGAGUAUAAAAUUUCAAUUUGGAAGUAACUCAGCCGCGUGUUUACACGUCUCUAGUUAUCACUGGCAGCUUUGUUCCUAGAGUUCUGGCAAAAAAACUCUAGCGUGUGCGAAUCUUUAGGCUUAAGAAGUAUAUACGAUAAUGUUUGAUCUUAAUUUGUUCUAUCUCUGUCCAUUUAAUUUCCUGCAGGACUAUUACACUAAUACUAUACGCCUCUAGUACCUCUAUCAGGUAUUAGGCUGCACCAGUUUUUAAAUACUCGUUAUAAUCCAUAUUGAAAUGUAUUGGUUUUACCAUGAAGUAUUUUUUGUUUUUUAUAUGAAUAACUUUUUAACUAGUAAUUUUGCUCUGAUUUUCAGUGAUAGCGUUUUUUCUAAAAGGUAAUCUGACUGGGUAGGUACUUUGAGGAGGUCAUUUUUUGAUAUCUUCAAGAGUUUUCCCAACUAAUAAGAAAAACCGGCAAAAACGUAGGAUAAACGGAAAAAUAGGUAAAAUAUUAAACUAACAUUAUUAAAGAAAAUAUCGUUCUUUUGUUAGCAAUGGUUGAUUGUUGGGUGCAAGUAUACAUUAAACUUCCCAUAUACUAUCUUGCCAACUCCUCACCCACAACAGUGGCCUACCCACACUCGAAGUAUGUCCGUAUUUUUACUAUUAUUAUUGUUAUUUUUCGGUUACAGUGAGCGGUUCGGCCCGACCUGGUGAACUGUUGGCUUUAAUGGGAUCCAGUGGGGCGGGAAAAACGACGCUGUUGAAUUCAUUGACUUUCAGGAGUGAUAGGACCGUAACAGAGACCGGUGUCAGGACCAUCAACGGAGUGCCGGUCAACAGAAAGUUGCUGACUGCUAUUUCCGCGUAUGUUCAACAACACGAACUCUUCAUCGGGACCCUCACCAUUUGGGAACACUUGGUUUUCCAGGUGCGAUCAUCCUUUUCUCCGAUUUUUGUUAGUCGAAGACCAAAACUUAUUCUUAGUUAACCUUCUAAUCUUGUCACUAAUCUAAGUGAGCAAUCUGCACGGUCCGAGUUUUUAAAGGUGAAAUUAAGACUAGAACCAGACCAGAUUGAUGAAAUAAACCAUGCAACUAAACUGGGCUAGAUAGAUUUUUCUCAAUUAAAAAAAAAUAGGACUGGACAAUAUUUAAUUAUAUAAAAUAUUUGUCCAGACAGGGCUGAAUCACAGAGGGACUUAUUUAUUGUUUAUAUAACACUUUUCAUUUUUUUUUACUUUAUACGAACACUAUUCAGUGCCGGAUGGAGAAUUCGGCUCACCGAGUUUUAGGAUUUUCACCGACCCAGAAUUAUACAAAAUAAAUUAAAAUGAUCAAAUUAACAUAAUCUCAAUUCAGAAAAAGUAUAAUUUUGCAUGAUUCACCCGAUUGUCUUGGUAGCUCGCUAGUUCAAGCAUGAAUAAUUAUUUAUAUAAUAUGUAUAGUUUUUUACACGAGACAUCGACGAAUAAAUAAUAGUUUAGUUUUUUUAUUUUACGUACUGAAUGUAAUUAAAACUGUAUGAACACUGGCAGUUGACACUCUAUUAAUAUUUAAACCGGACAGUACCUAAAUGUAUGGAUAGAUUUGGUUGGACCGUUUUUUCUCAAAUAAACUGCUAAUUUGAACAUUUACACCGAAUCGGAUCGAACCGUUGUAAAUUCCAAAAACAAAAAUAUCAAAAAGACCGGUCAUAUACAACUAUAUAUCUGAGAGGCAUGUCAAUGCCUGAGGUACUUUAAUGGACCUAUUUGGUAAAAUUUUAAAACUGUCACUUUUACAAAAUAUGUGUUGAAGUAUAAAAAACUAUCUGAGAAAUAUCGGUAAAAAUUUUUUUUAAAAUUAUGAUUCAAAAUUUAAAUUUCCGAAUUAAAUUUCUCCAAGCUUACGGUUUUCUACGUCACGUAUAUUAAUAUGAAUAGUUUUACACAAAUUACUAUAGUGUAUACGAUUUCAGUUUAAACCGAAAUAACAUAAAUCGGUUAAAUUCGGUCAAAACCGAAACCGGUCAAGAUUGUACUAGGUAAAACGUUUCAGUUACACAAUCAAAAAUCAAAGUUCAAUGUAUUCCAUAGAACGUUUUGCUUUUUCCAACAGAAAAAAAAAAAAUUUAUUUUAUUCGGAUCGCUAUUUACAAGGCAUGAGAGGUUUUUCUAUAAACCAUGGUCAUGCGCAAGCAAAAUAAUAAAACUGAUAGAUCUAUUUGUAAAGAAUUAUUGAUUUAUUAAGACGUGUAAAUUAUAAAAUAUGUAAAAACAUUUUUACUAACUACAGUUUGCGAAACGGCACGAGUAUAAAUAGUUUUGAUUUUAAUAUUUGUGAUCUAAUUAUAUUAUGUAUCACUAAAAACAUAGGCAGACACAAUAUAUCUAAUUAUUCGACAUAGGUAUAUAAAAUAGAAUUAUUUACAAUUUUAAGCGUCAUGAUUUAUUCAAAUUUUAAAUUUAUUGACAGGCGUUGGUGCGGAUGGACCGUCACAUACCGUACGAGAAACGAAUAGCCAGAGUUGAACAAGUCAUAAAAGAUGUGAGUUUCCAAAUAUUUCAUAUAUUACUAUUAUAAUAUCAGUAAAAGUAUAAAAUAUAAUUGUUAAUUUUUAUUAUUAUUUUUUUUGUUUGGUCUGUGUAGCUAUCAUUGGAAAAAUGCAAAAACUCUAUCAUAGGUGUAACCGGAGAAUUAAAAGGACUAUCCGGUGGUGAAAUGAAACGCCUCUCAUUUGCAUCCGAAGUGAGAACGAUAGUUAUUUAAAUACUCAAACCAUGAAUAACACACAAAUCUUAAAGAACUACACAUAUUGUACGGACCGGGAGUGAAUAAUAAGUAGCGCUCUCGGAUACCAACUACUUCGCGCGCAGUGUAUACGGCACCGCGAGUAACUAUUUAGACGUAGACACGCUAUCUACACCGACCGGACCGGUUACAAUAAUAUUUUGUGUACAUAUGUAAGAUGUAACUGUAGCUCAAUCAGAAGUGAUUGGGGACGCCCCGUAAAUUCUGACGAGCUACGUAUUGGUGUGAUGAGUAUGGGUGUGUGGGUGUGUACAUAAAUAAACUAUGGACAUGGUAAAUUUAUUAAAAUAAAUGGUAAACGAGUUUAAUGGGUAACUAAUGUUACUGUAUAAUUAAAGUACGGCCCUUUUGGCUGAACAACACUAAAACAAAAUAUACAGAAGACAAAUUCACAGCAACACGUAUACAUAAAAAAUUAUAACAUUACAAGGUAAAAAAAUAAUAGACACAAAAAUUAUUGUCUGCUUGGCAAAACUCUUUCACUGCUGUAUAUUUUAUUACAUUAUUUGAAAAUUAUUUUCAAAAAAGAACUACUAUCCUUGUUCCUCAUGUUCUUCAUAUACGAUAUCAAAAUUCUACUUCAAUAUUAAUUUUUAUUAAAUAUUGUAGGAAUAUUAAUAAUUGUAAUAUUAUUUAAUAUCUUGAAUCUAUUAUAAAAUUAAUUCAAUAUUUUGAAAGAAUAGAAAUGCAAAAGAAUAUUUCACAUGUAUCAUAAUAACUCAUAGCCUUUACAUUAUAAUCUCGUUAAACACAGCAUAUUUUAAAUCUAUAUAGGUUUUGACAGAUCCUCCUCUGAUAUUUUGUGAUGAACCCACAUCGGGACUUGAUUCAUUUAUGGCACAUAACGUUAUUGGUAUGCUUAAGAAUAUGGCGUCUAAUGGCAAAACGAUAAUUUGCACCAUCCACCAGCCGUCUUCAGAAAUCUAUUAUAUGUUUGAUCGAAUAAUGUUGAUGGCUAGCGGCCGGACGGCUUUUUUCGGUGUGCCCAACGAAGCGAUCACAUUUUUCAAAACGUAAUGUAAUAUUUAUAUUUAUAAUGUAUAUUAUAGUAUUAUUCCUUAAAUAUUUGUAUAGAAACUUGAUUUAGAAUAGUUGUUUUAACAGUAAACAGAUAUCACAACAAAAACCCUCCAUCAACUACAUGUAAAAACCACGCUAAGAAAAAAUAAACCCAAGUUAGAAAAGUUAUGAUAUUAUCAAAAAGUGGCUAAGUAUUUUCUUAAAUUCAUUAGUAUAGAAAUAUAAUUAUUUGUAUUUGAUGAAGUACGAUGAUUUAAUACAAACAAUUUAACUUAGCUAGGUGUCUACUAAUAUUUACGACUAAAAAUAAAGAUAUAAUGCUGACAUAAAUAUUUACAUUCCCAUUUUAUAAUUUAUUAAUAUUACCAUUAUGCUAUUUAAAUACAUAGGUACUAUGAGUAGCCGCCAAACUUAGUUAAAUUAUUUGUAUACUUCAUCAAAUACAAACAGAAACUAUAAACAAUUUCUAUACGAGUGAAUUUAAGAAAUUGCUUAGCCUCUUUUUGAUAUCACUAACUUGAGUUUUUUUUUUCUUAGUGAAGUUUUUACACGUAGUUGAUGGAUGGUUUUUGUUGCAAUAUCACUUAUUUAAUAUAUUUCACACGUAUUAUAACUAAUAUAUCUUAUUAUGAAUGUUGCUGGAAAAUAAUACUAUAUAGCAAAAAAAUUGUUUUUUAUUCACUGCAAACAACCACCAUCGCAAAUAGGUGAUAACAUGCCUACAACAUAUUACAUAUACGUUGUUAAAUUGUUGAAAAAAAUAGCGUUUCGAGUAAAAUCUAUACUAAUACUUUUACAUAUUAUUCAGGCUGUAAUUUUGAAAUUUACAAAAUUACUUAACAUGCUGAAUAACCCGUUUAAAUUUCAAAACAAUCAGUCCAUUAGUUUAAGCUACAGAGAUUUUGAACCAAUUGUCGUAAAAUUACACGGGUUAAAUAGGAAUUGGCCAUCUCGUGUAAUGUACUUCGGUCGACGUACAAGCUCUUUUUUUUCACUUAGGUCUAAACCGCGACCAUGGAACUGGGUAUUGUAGCUUUUAUAAAAUUAAUAUGUUCAGUCUCAAAUCACUGGGCCGACAUUUAAUUGCUAGGUAUUCAACUAGGUAAGAGAUUUUAGCUUCGAAAUUGAUACUACGAGUACUUCGAAAUUUAUUAAAAAUAUAAUUAAUCCCGUUGGCUAAUAAAUUGCAGGCUUGGCGUCGGUUGUCCAAAGAACCACAACCCAGCUGACUUUUUUGUUCAGCUGUUGGCUAUUGUGCCGUCACAAGAGUUACGUUCAUGCAAAACAAUCGAUACGGUAUGCGAAGAAUACGAAUGUUCGUUGUAUAAAUAUAGUGAGAUUAUAUACCAAAAAAAGUUGUUUUCCAGUAAAAAAGUAAGUUGAUGUUCGAUAUAUUUGAAGACCUAAACCCGUUAAUAUUGUGAUUUGGUUCUUUUCUGAUCCAGCUCUCUUGGAGCAGAUUACACUUAGACGGUCUACAAAACAUCUCGUCUCCUUACAAGGCCUCGUGGACCGAACAAUUAUCAGCUGUUUUGUGGCGUUCGUGGCUAAGCGUCAAGAAGGAACCAGCCCUGGUUAGAAUUAGGCUUGCUGAAACUAUAGUAAACGUGUAAUAUUGCAGCGGGCCAGACCACAAUCACUUGACCUAAAUAUUCUUUCAGAUCGUAGCACUCAUGAUGAGUUUUUUUUUCUACGACCAGCAUCUGGAUCAGGAUGGCGUGAUAAGCAUUAAUGGAGCCAUUUAUUUGUGCAUAACGGUUAUGACUUAUCAGAAUAUGUGGUCUGUUAUUAAUGUGAGUACUCGUAUUUAUUUAUUUUUUUUUUGGUUUAUGCUUAAUGAUAUUAAUAAUUGUCUAGUUAUUAAAUAAUUUUUGAUACAUGUAUGUAUGCAGGUAUUCUGUUCAGAACUACCGGUAUUUUUGCGAGAGCAUCACAAUGGCAUGUAUCGAACGGACGUGUACUUUUUGAGUAAGACUUUGGCUGAGGUACCGUUAUUCUUGAUUAUACCUGUGUUAUUUACAUCUAUACUGUACUAUGCAGUAGGACUGAAUCCGAAGUUCAUACAUUUCAUCAUAGCCAUUAUACUCAUAUCGCUCGUCAGUCAGGUGGCCGUUUCGGUGGGUGAGUAUAAAUCACCCAAAUGCGCUGAAUAUAAAUAAUUAUUUUACGGUAUUAUUAAUUACUCAUUUACAAUAUCGUGUUUUUAUGACCUAUUAAAUCGAUUAAGUACGUAAUCAGGAUGACAGUUGUGAUGAUUGUCCCAGAAGCGGAUUUUAAGGGAACUUUUUUUUUUCCUAUAAACUGUUAGCUAUAUUCUGUAGGUAAGUAACGAUAAACCAUUUCUAACGAAAAACCGAUUAUAAGCGGAGUUCAGUUGAUAAUGAUGUUUUGUUAACAAUAUAUAUGUCCUAUUAUGGCAAAAUGAUUAUAAGGAGAUUAUAUAUUUUCUUUAAUAAUAAUUGUUUAAAACUGUACUGAUAUUACCGUUUUUCCCAUGUUUUUCUCGAUUUUUAACACUUAUUGAAAAAACUUUUUGAAAAAUGGAAAACUGACCUCCUUAAAGUACCUUCCUAGUUAGAUUUUCUUUUAGAAAAAGUACUAUAAUUGUAAAUCGGAAUAAAAUAGUUGGUAUAUAAUUUGUUCACAAAAAAAAAAUUUAUAUACUACUAAUAUAUUUCGUAUAUUCUCCCAAUUUUUUUUUCAGUUUUUCACAUUCGUUGAGAAAACAGAGAUAUCGAAAAAUUAACUCCCUGUUGUUCCACCCCAACAAAAUUUUCUUUUAGAAAAGUUGCUACAUUGUAUGCAUUGUACAUCGGAGUAAGAUUUUUGUUCGUCAACAGAUAUAACAGUUGUAAAAUCAUAAGCUUCUUCGCUCCACUCAGAAUUUAAAAGAAAGUUAUGUGCAACUUAUGAUAGGAUAAUGAAUACAUUUUAUCCUUUAUUUGAUAUAUGUCAUUAUGGUAUAGAGCUCAACAAAUUUAAAAUCGUCUCUCCCCCUUGAUGUUUCAUCAAAACUUCCACUGCAUUGUCCCUGUUAGGAAAUAAGAAAGGUAGUAGAUAAUAGAUUAGUAGGCUGAACAAACCAAAAAAACAUUUUGCAGUAUUCAACCUACUCAAUUCCCACUCAAUAAAUUGCAUAGUACAAUUUAUUCCAUAAUACUUUAAUAGUAAUAAACUAAUAACUAGUAAGCAUGAUCUCAUGAGGACAUCAGGGAGGGAGGAAAUGUGUACCAGUUUGGACAUGAAAUACAGUUAAAACUCUCAAAAGGCAUACCCUGGAUAUCAAUUGAUUCCUCUGGUUUCAAUUGAGGAGUCUGUAGGGGUACACAAAGAUAAAAGCAUCCUUAUCCUUGCUUAACAUUCUCAACUUCUGAUUUUAAAUUAAUUCCAUUUUUAUCAAUUCAAACAGUUCAAACCGCUCAUAAAACAACUUAAAUUCCCAAGUAUAAGCUUUGUAAGAAGAAACAAUUCAACCCAUCGUUCGAUGGGUCAACAUUGUUCGAUACAGUGAAAAAGUCUACUAUUUUUGAGGCAAAUUCGGCAGUUCAAAUUUAACUCAAUAUGUUUAUCAGUACAAGCAACAGAUAUAAAAUCGAAAAUAUUUAGUUCGAAAUAAAAAUUGUACGGGUUCAUUUUGAUUGUUAUAGGUUAUUUGGUAUCGUGUGCAAGCGUGAAUUUGAGAGUUGCACUUUUUAUGAGUGCCGUGACAUAUAUGCCUUUCAUGCUGUGCGGUGGUUUUUUUUUAAAUAUCGAGUGAGUAUAAUAAUUGAAUGUUAUAAUACUGUGAUAUGAUAAUAUGUUUAAUGAUUAUGUAUGUAUUGUUAUGUAAUGUUAUAUCACUGAUAACUAUCAGGUUCGGGCUAAAGAAAGUCAACUGUAUUUUCAAAAUUACAUUAUUAUUUAUUUUCGUAUGUUUAACGUUGAAUUGGGUUCUUAUAAGUUGUCAAACAUUUAAACAUUAUAUUUUGUGUGUGGUCAAUCAUGUCUUUUAUUUGUAUGUAUCAUGCAUCAUUAAGUAUUUCUACUUAGUCGAACGGCCACUUCUUUAUUUUUUGAUUUUCCAUUUUGGUAAAUAUAAUAUAACCAAAAAAUAACAAGAAAAUACACAUUACCUACAGGUACUAUAGGUUGAAGUAAUAACAAUUAAGUGAUUAAUAAUUAAAAUUUACUUAUCAAUUAUCAAUAUAAUAUAUAGUUUAUAACCAUAUGACAAAAUGAUAAUCUCUGGUUGGUCAACGCUUAAACAUAUCAAGGAAUUAAUCAAAGUUAUUAGGACAUGUUAAAUCAUGAAAUCCAUUUUUCUAGUGGUAAAGUUUUCAAAACAUUUGAGUCAUUUUCUAGCUAUUAAUUAGAUAUUUUAAUUUUACGAGUUUUUAAGUAAUUUUUAUUCGGUACUUCUAACAGGAGAUUCAAUAUAAGUCGUCCUUUGUGGUGAAAAAAAAACAAUAAUAACUGAGCGUAAUGUAUAGAAACUGUCUAUAAGAAUUUUAAUAUUAAAUUUUGACGAAAAUCAUAAAUAUUACAGCCUUUAAAAACAUGUUUACCCGAAUUUUGCUCGGAAUCGUUUUUUUUCAUCAAUGAUUAAACACUGCGUACAAAUCUACAUUAAAUUUCCCUCUAUAUCCUAAUUUCCCAAAAUCUCACCUAUAACAGUGGCCAGCCCAUCUUGUGAAAUAUAUUUGUCUUUUUAUUGUAAGUACUAUACGUCUACGAAUAAUUUGCAAAUAUUGCUUUUAUGCCAUUCUGAAAUUCGAUAAAAUGAAUGUAGAGGUCAGAGGUGAAAAGAUAAUGAAUUGUUUGUACACAAGUUAUUAUGUAUACUUUGGUAGUCUUUUAUAAAGAUAUAGGUACAAAUAUAGUUAUAGAUAUAGGUAUAGUUAUAUUUUUUAAACGUGGUAUAAUUUUCAUAAUAGUCUUUCGAUUUUUGUAUUAUUGAAUCAUUUGAAUUAAUUAAAAUUAUAGUUUUUAUUUCAGUUCUUUUUAGGAUACCAUUUUUUUACGUUUAAUGCUUAUAAUAAUAUUGUACCUUUUCCUUAUUUAUAAAUAUUAUUUGUUUUCAAGAUCAAUUCCGUCCUACUUCAGAUGGCUUAGCAUUUUUUCAUGGUACAAAUAUGCAAACGAAGGACUACAAAUCAACCAGUGGUCCGAUAUCGAGUCAAUCCAAUGCAGCAGUUUAAAUACAACGUGUUUGCGUACUGGUGACGAUGUCUUGAAGUCAAAUAGCUUUGUUUAUGUAAAAGCAUAUUUGUAUAAAACAUAACUUAAAACAACGACUUAAUCUCAAUUAGACUUUAUUGUACACUAAUUCCUAUUAUUCACAUCGUUAUGCUAAAGAGAAACAAAUGAGGCAAAUAUCUGAAGGAGCCAGGGGAAGUGGGUGCUUAACACUCAUAAUUAGCGGUACAAUACACAGUGGUCAUUUAUCGAUAUAUAAUGCUUAUUAUCUCGAAAAAUAUCUUAAAAAGAUAGAGUGUUAAAUACAUAUUGGUGUUAACAUUAUGAUUUCCAUCAAUUCGUUGACAAGAUAUUCUAAUUUUAAGUUUUGGUAGAGGUCAGUCGUGGAACACAAUUUAUGUGGUAGUAUGCUGCUUGAUGUUUAGUUAUGCUCCAAUACUCUCCCUUUAUCUGUACUUAAAAGUGGAAUAUUUUGUCAACGGGUUAACGGAAAUCAAAAAUAUCAUCACUAAAAUGUAUUUAAACAAUCUAUUACUCCAUAUAUUUGUGGAAUUUGUAAUAAAGGUUGCCGUUUGCCAUAGCCAAAUAUAUAGUUGUUUUACCCUAAAAAAGCUGUCCUAGGAUAAUGGGGACGAAUGGAGCCAAUGUAAGAGUUGAGAAGUUAGAAAGGUAGAAAAGGGAAAAUUUAAUAUAUAUCUGUAAGCAACGAUUAAACAUUGCUAACGAAAUAUACGAUUCUGAACGAAUUUUAGUUGAUAGUGUUGUUUUGUCAAUAAUAUAAUAUAAUGCCAUAUUAUGGUAGAAUAAUUAUAUACGCAUUAAACAUUUUCUUUAAUAAUAUAUAUUUAAUAUUGUACUUAUUUUCCCGUUUUAUCUAAGUUUUUACCCGGUAUUUCAAUCCUUUUUUUCGUUUUUCCCAUUUAUUGGGAAAAUUCCGAAAAAAAUUAAAAAAUUACUUUACUUAAAUACCAUCCCAUUCAAUUUCUUUCAGAAAACGAGAUACACCUGUGAAUUGGAGAAUAAUUUCUGAUAGGAAAGUUGUUCUUAGAUAAGAGAAAUAAUAAACAUCAUGAUAAAGUAAUACAUUCCUCGUUCCACUCAGAAUCUAAAAUAAAGGCGACAAAAUAUAUUAUUUUAAAGCUGCUUGUUUAUUAUUGUUUCUAAAAUAAAAAGAAUCUGAAAAAAGUUUAUAUUUUCCGAGAAUCCUAAAGCACAAUUAUUAGGUACGAUUAAUUACACAUGGUUUUUACAUUGAUGUUCAUCUCAGGGACUGUAACAAAAUCGAAGGAAAACCGGAAAAAUCGGUACAAAAUUAAACAAAUAUUAUAAAAGAAAACAUACAAAGCCUAUUUAAUUAUUUUAUUAUAAUAUGACAUAUAUAUAUAUAUAUAUAUAUAUUGUUGACAAAGCAGCAUUAUUAACUGAAUUCCGCUCAAAAUCGUUUUUUCGCUAGCGAUGGUUUAUCAUUGUUAUAGGUAUACAUUAAAUUAUUUAUAACAGUGGCUGAACCCGACUUCAUUAUCCUAGAACGUCUUUUUCUUUUUUCACCUGCGAUUUCCGAUUACCUGCUAUUGAUGUACACCCAUUGUCUACCUUCACAACACCACUCCUAUAACACUGGCUAAAUCCGUCCUUAUUAUCCUAGGACAGUUUUUUUUUAAUAUUGACUUAUGCUGGGAAUAUGGCCACAUACAUUUUAUUAUAGGAUACAGUCAUUUUAUAUAAAAUCGAAAGCAAAUAUGUUUAAUACACAUUUUUUUCGUUUUAUUAUUUUUCAGUCAAAUAUUAUCACGGACAUAAUUUCUUUGCUUUUAUUAAUCGUCGGCUUUCGAUUCCUGGCGUUCCUGUCUCUCCUAGUCAAAACAUCAAGAAAUUAAGCAAAAGAAAGUAAUAUAAUUAAUAUGCAUCAUAAAUAAAGUUGUUUUCGUGUAUACAUAUAUUUCAUAGGUAUUCAAAUAUCUUUAUAGAGCUCACGUUUAUUUUGUAUUUGUAAAUUAUAGUUUGAGUUACUUUUUAUACAUUAUACUAACAUGUUUAAUUUCUUUAUUUUUAGUGUUUCGUAUAUUUAUUUUAUUUUUAUAGUCAUCCUAUUUUAAUGUUACAUUAAAUCACUGAUGUUUAUCCCACCGUGGUAUGUAUUGUAGUAUUUUUUUUUAUAAUAGGAAUUUUUUUUAACAACAUACUUUUUGUAAAUAGCUAUGUUAUGGUUAAAAAUAAAAUGCUUGGAAAUCGGUACAACUGGGUAUUCUGAGGGUGUAAAAAAAUAGUCCGCAGAAAAACUUAAUGACAACUGAAAACUGUAUUAGCUAUUAUUAAAUUAAUAAAAAAAUUAACAAUGAAUAGUAAUUUAGUUUUUAAAUGUUUCAAUAAAAAUUAACACAAUGUAGAUAAAAUAAAUUAUGAUAUAUAUUCAGCCAGCCUACUAGUUGUCAGCUCAAUUCGUGGUAAACUCCGUUUAUUUUACUUAUUCAUCGCUUUCUUCUCCUUCACAAUCAGACGGCGUAAAUAAUCCUGACACUGUAAUAUACAUUUAUAUCAUAUAGAUAAUAUAAGCUA